UUUAUCACACAACCGCCCCCUAAUGGGUAUAAAUUAACUGGAACCUUAUACUUUUGAAUCAGAAUCAUGGGGUCAUUCUUCUUGGUUCUUGUUGCUCUAGCCGUCAUAUUUGAGGCAUCGGCAAAUUCUAAAAUUGCAGGAGGUUGCUUGUCAGGCAUAAAGAAAAGGCUGGAGACGCAUUACCUUGAUAAUUGUACUGGAAAUCAAACGGAGAACAACAUCAUUCUAGUUGACUCGAGGCUUAGUUGGGAACAAGCUAACAACAUUUGCAUUAGCACGAAUCUCUCUUUAGUGACCCUGAAAUCAAAAACAGAAUUGGACGAGUUCUACAACAAACUCAGCGAACACUAUUUCCGUUCCGCUUGGGUUUUGGCGAGUAACUGCAAAAACGGUUCGAUUAUCCAAUGGGGUGAGAGUGGACCAAUUCUUGAGACCGACAGCGAAAUGUGGUUUAAAGGAAAUGAAGAGGCGGUAGCGCAACCAAAUGAACUAUUAAAUAACUAUUCGGAUAUUUUAUAUAAAGGCCAUCUUUGCGUGGCGGUAAUUCGAGGAGGUCUUUGGGACGAGUCCUGCAGUUUUCGCUACAAAUUCGCCUGUGAGUGUCGUAAAGAGGCAAUCAUGAACUCGCCAUAAAAAUGCGAAUUAGUUUUGCACCAGUUGAAAAAAUUGUUUUUCAAUGAAAACGAUCGGAUUUUAAAUAAAUGGCACUGAUUUUAUUUACGAAGUAACUAUCAAAUUUUAAUUGCAUCGAAGAAUAAACGAAUGUUAUGGAUUUAACAGUAUAAUAUAAUUC
Messenger RNA from Cloeon dipterum, 793 nucleotides. RefSeq lists its product as uncharacterized. The transcript has 5 exons. Bases 67 to 633 code for a protein of 188 amino acids. The record is from RefSeq and is a predicted model, not a curated record. Lineage: Eukaryota; Metazoa; Arthropoda; Insecta; Ephemeroptera; Baetidae.